AUGAGACUUUUUUUCCAUCUCGGUGCCUCAAAGCUCACCUUCCUCUCCCUCACCCUCCUCUGCCUCAUCCCGCGGACCGUCACGUCGUACCCCCACCCCCCCAUCGCCCUCCUGGCCCCGGGGGACGGAGCCGAGCUGGAGUCCGCCCUGCUGCGCCUCAGGGCCGCUCUGGACGACGACUGGCUCGUCAGGCCCGACGGCGGGGUCGAGUGGCCUCGAGACCUCCUGCUGAGGCCAGGAGACCAGGAGGAGGAGGAGGAGGAGAAGGAGGAGAAGGAGGAGGGGUCCUGGGAGGAGGAGGCCCUGCUGAGAGCCCAGAGAGGAGACCUGGUGGGCCGGCCGCUGUCACCCUUCCCCGGGGGUCUCUCUCUGGCGAGCAUGAACUAUCAGGAGGGAGGAGAAGGGGAGGACGGGAGGAAGAGGAACGAGGCUCUGACCUCCAUCGCCGGAGGCCUCCAGGCCGUGAGCCGGGAGAAAGGGGGAUUCGGGUUCCGCUUCGGGAGGAAAAGAUGGACCGACAGGGGAUGGAUGGAUUAA
Molecule: messenger RNA, 537 nt
Organism: Anoplopoma fimbria (sablefish)
Lineage: Eukaryota; Metazoa; Chordata; Actinopteri; Perciformes; Anoplopomatidae
Gene: qrfp
Product: pyroglutamylated RFamide peptide
Exons: 1
Coding region: 1-537 (178 amino acids)
Molecular function (GO): orexigenic neuropeptide QRFP receptor binding
Source: RefSeq, a predicted model, not a curated record